UUUGGGGAUCCGAUGCCACGAUCGACAUGCUGUGUCCUGAUUGCUGCGGCUUCUGUGAUGCUUCUUCACACAGCCGAGGCGCUCGCUUGCAACGCUGGGUCGUACUUUGAUGGCGUCAAGUGUUCGCGAUGCCCAGGAGGAAGGUUUGGAGCUGCACCGGGUCUCACCUCGUCGGCAUGCUCUGGUUUGUGUAAUGCGGGCUUCUUCUGCCCGGAAGGGUCAACUUCACCGCAAGAGAAGCCUUGCGGCACCUCCGUCUUCUAUUGCCCCGCUGGCAGCGCCGAGCGGCGCAAGGUAGAUGAAGGAUACUACACGAUCAAAUUCCCAACCGACCAGAGUAAUCUGCCCAUGAUCGACAGCUCGCUCGGCGGUGCUGGACGGCAAAUACGCUGCGAGAAGGGAUACUACUGCGUCUUCGGCAUCCGACGGGUUUGCCCAGCUGGGGUAUAUGGAGAUUCAACGAAAAUGACCUCCCCGACUUGCUCUGCACCUUGCCCGAAAGGUUCGUACUGCCCGGAAGCUACAAACGUGCCGACACUGUGUCCGGCUGGAACGUUCGGAGGUGAAGUCGGUCUGAAGGAUGCUCGCUGCAGCGGUCUCUGUCCGAUCGGGCACUACUGUGAGAUCGGGACUAUUACCCCCGCACCGUGUCCUACAGGCACGUAUGGAGCUGUGCAGGGCCUCGUUAGCUCAGCGUGUUCGAGCGCGUGUACGUUAGUCGGUGGUGUAUUAUCGUGUCUUCCAUCCUCUUGUCCCGCAGGAUACUAUUGCGCUUUGGCGACAACAGUUCCGCUGGAAUGUGGAUCCGUAGGAAUGUUUAGCCCCAAGGGCUCGUCGGCACCGACCGCGGCAACGAUAGGCUACUACACAACUUGGAAAAAAUACUCGGGAACGUCCGUGACCGGGGAACAGCUAGCACUGCAGUACGUCGAAGGCUACAAGCUCGCGAUCCAGAACCAAACGACUCGAUCAGAUCAACGCAUUUGCGAGAAAGGCUCGUACUGUAUUUCUGGCGUGAAAAGGCUUUGUCCGGCUGGAACGUAUGGCAGCAGCGAAGGCUUGUCGACCGCUGCUUGCACUGCACCGUGCCCUGCCGGAUACUAUUGCCCGAAAGGAACAGCAAACUACACGCAAAAUCCCUGCACGUCUCGGACAUCAUUCUGUCGUCAAGGCUCCUCCGUACCAAUUGCUGUCGACACCGGCUACUACACUGUGGCCACGCAAGCAGGACUUCGUACCGACGAGAUCGUUUGCCCCGCUGGAAGCUACUGCAUCGGUGGUGUUCAAUAUCUUUGCCCUGAACGAACGUACGGGGCCACCAUCGGUCUUGCGUCGACAGCUUGUUCUGGUAAAUGCCAAGCCGGGUACUUGUGUCCGCGAAACUCGACGUCCGCAACGGAGACAUCGUGUCCGGUUGGAAGCUACUGCAUUGGUGGCAUACAGUACCUCUGUCCUGAAGGAACGUUUGGGGCCACAACCGCUCUCGCUUCGAAAGCUUGCUCUGGCAAAUGCCAAGACGGAUAUGACUGCCCUCGAGGCUCUACGUCUCCCACACCGGCAUUGUGUCCCGCUGGAUCGUAUUCAUGGAAUGGCAGCUUGUGUGUACCAUGCUACCCUGGCUACUGGUGUGAUGUCGCCCUUUGCAGUGUAGCCAACAGUUUCUGCUCGCUAUUACCAUCAGCAGCCCAGCAAUUGCAGUAG
This is a messenger RNA of Phytophthora sojae, 1701 nucleotides long. RefSeq lists its product as hypothetical. The annotation marks the transcript as partial. Lineage: Eukaryota; Oomycota; Peronosporomycetes; Peronosporales; Peronosporaceae. The record is from RefSeq and is a predicted model, not a curated record. The transcript has 3 exons.